AUGUCAAUUGGUGAAUAUGACGAUUACUACAUCGGCAUCGAUGUAGGUACUGGCAGUGCUCGUGCUUGCGUUGUCCACCACAACGGGAACAUUGUCGGGCUCGCAUCGCAUAACAUCACCACAUGGCAACCGCACCCCGAAUACUAUGAGCAAUCGACCGCCGACAUCUGGGAGAGCAUUUGCGCUGCAGUGAAACAAGCAGUCGAGGAAUGUGAGGUGCCUCGGUCAAAGAUCCGAGGCCUUGCAUUCGAUGCUACUUGCUCCCUGGCUGUUUUCAGCAAGGAGACCGGUCGACCGGUUUCUGUCAGCGGUGCAGAGGUCAGUAACGACCGCAAUGUUAUUCUCUGGCUGGACCAUCGCGCGGCCGAGGAAACAAAAACAAUCAAUGAAACUGGCCACGCUAUUCUGCAAUAUGUCGGAGGUAGAAUGUCACUCGAAAUGGAGAUGCCCAAGAUUCUUUGGCUCAAGAAUCAUAUGGAUCCAAGCACAUUUCAUGACUGCAAAUUCUUUGACCUUGCAGAUGCGCUUACGCAUCUAGCUACAGGGAAAGAAUCACGCAGCUAUUGCAGUGUGAUUUGCAAGCAAGGUUAUCUCGCGCACAGAGCUGACUGCGGCGAAGAAGGUUGGCAGUCCGACUUUUUGACUUCCAUUGGUCUCCAGAGUCUUGCUCAAGAUAACUUUGGAAGGCUUGGGGGUAUAAAUGGCAAAAAUGGCCAGUAUCUCAGUGCUGGCGAGUGCGUUGGACCUUUAGCCGAGAGGGCCGCUGCUGAGCUGGGACUCUCGCCAGGGAUCGCUGUCGGUAGUGGAGUCAUUGAUGCUUACGCUGGUUGGAUCGGUACAGUUGGCGCGAAGGCUGAUCUGGGAUUCUCGCCAUUGACAGACCAGAAGGAGCAUGUUCCUCAUCGGUUGGCCGUGGUGGCUGGCACGUCAACAUGUCACUUAGACAUGUCAAGAAAUGAGUUGUUCGUACCUGGAGUCUGGGGCCCCUAUCGAGACGUUCUAUUUCCUGGCGCCUACCUUGCUGAAGGAGGCCAGUCAGCUACAGGCGAACUCAUCCGACAUGUUGUUGAGAGCCAUCCGGCACACGCGGAAGCAAACGAAGCCGCGAAAGCAGCCGAAAUACACAUCUACGAUUUCCUCAAUGACUAUCUUCGAAAAUCAGCAACGAAGGCCCGAGUGUGUCAUAUCGCUCAGUUGGCCAAACACUUCUUUUUCUACGGCGAUUUAUGGGGUAAUCGAUCUCCCAUUGCAGACCCCCAGAUGAGCGGCGCAACCAUCGGGUUGAAAAGUGACCGGUCUAUUGCGAAUCUAGCGCUCCAAUAUUACGGUGCUCUGGAGUUCAUUGCACUGCAAACACGCCAGAUCGUUGAUACGAUGAAUCAACACGGGCAUCGAAUUUCAACGAUUUUCAUGUCAGGCUCCCAGACACAAAACGAACUCUUGGUACAUCUAAUUGCAUCUGCUUGCAAAAUGCCAGUCGUACUACCUGCAUACGUCCAUGCUGCUGUAUGCCACGGUGCAGCUAUGUUAGCAGCAGUGGCGGCCAGCAAGUGCUCCGAGGGUGAUUCGAAAGACCUGUGGGAAAUCAUGAGCCAAAUGAGUAAGCCUGGCCGACGUGUGGACCCUACCACCAAUCCGAAGGAGCAGCUACUCCUCCAGGCCAAGUAUGAGGUGUUUUUGGACAUGUGCUUCAAGCAGCGGGAAUACAGGGAGCUUGUUGAUAAGCGGCUUGACGGUGCGGCAGAUGAUAGAAAUUUUUGA
Molecule: messenger RNA, 1761 nt
Organism: Aspergillus melleus
Lineage: Eukaryota; Fungi; Ascomycota; Eurotiomycetes; Eurotiales; Aspergillaceae
Product: FGGY-family carbohydrate kinase
Exons: 2
Coding region: 1-1761 (586 amino acids)
Biological process (GO): carbohydrate metabolic process
Molecular function (GO): phosphotransferase activity, alcohol group as acceptor; kinase activity
Source: RefSeq, a predicted model, not a curated record